CGAGCAGCCUUACGACCCCUACAUCCCCUCUGGCGCCAAUGGAGCCGGCGCCGGCGCCAGCGCCGCGCAAAAUGGCGAUCCCAGGACAAGGGAAAUCGACAAAGUAAGUUGCCGAAACGCCUCGCGGCCAACUCUUAUCGUACCACAAGGAUCUGUCGCCCAGGUUGGAUAGGAUGUGACGAUUUCCCAGUGCUCAUCUGGACUUCCAUCUGGGUUCAUCUACACUGGGCGGCCACCCCGGUCUUUUGGAUGUUAUUGAGCUUGUGUCUAUCAUGGCAUUUGUCGCAAAGCCCUUUACUAACACUGUGUUUCUUUCCUCUCUAGAAAAUCCAAGAGACCGUUGAUACGAUGCGCUCCAACAUCUUCAAAGUUUCAGAACGUGGUGAACGUCUAGACUCCCUCCAGGACAAGACGGACAAUUUGGCAACAUCAGCGCAGGGAUUCCGCAGAGGUGCCAACCGCGUGAGGAAGCAAAUGUGGUGGAAGGAUAUGAAGAUGCGCGUGUGCCUUAUCGUUUGUAUCAUUAUUCUGCUCAUUGUGAUUAUCGUCCCUGCAGGUAAGAUCAGCGCUGUUCUCCGGCACUCCACCCAGCUGGACCCGGUAAAGCAUCCCGGAGUGCGCUAACAGCUUUCUCUCCUUUUAGUUGUCGCAACCAAACAUUAAGCUACGAAUUCAGAGCGCGACAGUCAUGAUUGGCUUGGGAAUGGAUGACGAUUUUUC
Aspergillus piperis CBS 112811 is the source of this 720-nucleotide messenger RNA. Its product is annotated as SNAP receptor SNC2. Gene Ontology annotation, biological process: vesicle-mediated transport; vesicle fusion. The record is from RefSeq and is a predicted model, not a curated record. Gene Ontology annotation, cellular component: SNARE complex; plasma membrane. Bases 349 to 624 code for a protein of 91 amino acids. NCBI's taxonomy places the organism in Eukaryota, Fungi, Ascomycota, Eurotiomycetes, Eurotiales, Aspergillaceae. The transcript has a single exon. Gene Ontology annotation, molecular function: SNAP receptor activity; syntaxin binding.